Molecule: messenger RNA, 2472 nt
Organism: Stylophora pistillata
Lineage: Eukaryota; Metazoa; Cnidaria; Anthozoa; Scleractinia; Pocilloporidae
Product: E3 ubiquitin-protein ligase TRIM45-like
Molecular function (GO): protein binding; zinc ion binding; ubiquitin protein ligase activity
Source: RefSeq, a predicted model, not a curated record
UUUAGUUGAAUUUCGAGACUUUACCUCGCCUCUCCAACUAUCUUGUCACCUGAUACUGAAGACAUGGAUGUCAAAACGUUAUUGGAUAACCUUCGAGAAGAAGUGUCCUGCCCAGUAUGUACUAGCAUAUACACGGAGCCAAAACACCUCCCAUGUCUUCACAGUUUCUGUCUGCAAUGCUUGAAACAGUGGCACAGAACAAGCCAUGGCCACGAGACGAUAAGGUGUCCGAAUUGUCAAGCCGUUAGCAGAGUGCCUGAUAGUGGCGACCUGAAAGAUCUACCCACAAGGUUUUACCUAAACGGCUUGAUCGAUGUGCUGGCCAUAAAAGAGUGCCAAACCAGCCAGGUGCGAUGUGAAAAUUGCGAGAAGAGAAGCUGUGAAAGUUCAUAUUGUUUCCAGUGUUGCGUAUUUUGGUGUGAGGAAUGUGUUAUUGGACAUAAUAUCAUGAAGAGCAAUAAAGAUCAUCGUGUUAUGGCGCUUAAAGAAUUUCAGAACAAAGACUUCGAGGACGUUUUGAAACGCCCCUUGUACUGCUCGAAGCCUCGACACGAGAAAGAAGAACUGAAAUAUUUUUGCACUAAAUGCGAAUCACCUGUUUGUCAAAUUUGUGCCACGAUGAGUCAUAGCGGUCACACUCUAGAGCACAUCGAAGAAAAAGCUGAAAGACAAAAGAUUGAAACUAAAUCAUUUCUUGACGCACAAAGACGCAAUUUGCAAAAAAAGAUGAACUCUCUCGGUCAACUUGAUGAAUAUUACGCUCAACUGGUGAGACAACGCGAUGAUAUGAAGGAAAGUGUUCAAGGGCUUGUGAACAAGUUGAUCGCAACUAUUGAAGCGAAGAAACAAAACAUUUUUGCAGCGGUGGAGAACGAAACGAAGAAUACACUCGAUCAUCUUACGAUGCAAAAGGCGGAGAUAGAGCGUCAAAUAAAGAUCCUCGAAUCGUCACUGGAAAAAGCUGAGAAACUUUUAAUACAAAGUACAAACGUCGAAAUCGUUCAACUGAAGAAGCCAAUAGAGACAAUAUUUCAGGCGGUUAUUCAAAGCCAGCCAGUGGACGUUGACCCGGAAAGAGUACCCAACCUAAUCUUUGCAGAGAAUCCAAAGUUCUUGUCCACUGUAAACACUGAAGAAAUCGGAACUUUGAGAAUGACACUUCAAGCAAAAGCAUUUCACUCUGUUGCUGAAGGAAAAGGACUUGGAAAAGCAAUUGUCAACCGUGAAGCACAUUUUACUUUGACUACAAGGAACGUUGAGGGAGGACAGUGUUACAAUGAACAUGACCACGUAACGGUGGAAAUCUUGGAUGGAGAAGGUCGACAGUGCGCUACAGAAGUACGAAUGAAUGACAAUAAGAAUGGCGUCUAUCAGAUCAGUUAUUCACCCAAUUGCCAAGGCGAAUGCAAAGUAGUAGUAAAGGUAAACGGUGAACAUGUGUGUGGCAGUCCUUUUGCCGUGCUGGUAAAACUAUUUCAAUACAAAACUAUUUUAUCUUUUGGGAACAAAGGCUCGUCCCAAGGAAUGUUAAAGUUUCCCUGGGGGAUCGCAGUUAAUGCCCAGAACGAGAUAGCUGUAACUGAUUGUGAAAAUAAUAGAGUUCAAAUCUUCGACAGUGAGGGUUAUUAUUUAAGAUCCUUUGGUAAGAAAGGUAGUAAAGCGGGAGAAUUUUAUUGCCCAAUGGGAAUAGUUUUUGAUAAUAACGGUAACAUUUUGGUAUCAGACAACAACAACCAUAGGGUUCAGAUUUUUAAUGGGGAGGGAGAGCUCUUGGGAAGUAUCCCAGGGAAAGGGAGCUCCGUCGAUCGUCAGUUCCUUAUUCCGUGUGGUUUAUCUGGAGACAGUGAUGGGAAUAUCAUUGUCACUGAUUCAGGUAACAAACUGAUUAUGAUUUUUUCGCCAGUUGGCAAGUUUCUAAUGAGGUUAGGGGGGAAGGGCUCUUUUAUUCACCCUGUUCACUGCGUUCAAAGUGGUAGAUAUCUCCUAGUAUCAGACCCUGGUGAACAUUGUAUCAAAGUGUUUGACAAGAAUGGAAACUUUCAGUACAAGUUUGGAAGGAAGGGUACUGGAGACGGGGAGUUUAAUGGGCCAGGAUGUUUGUCAGUGAACAGAUUAGGACACGUAAUAGUUUGUGAUACAAAUAAUAACAGAAUACAAUUCUUUGAAUUGGAUGGAACUUUUGUGGGCAAAUUUGGAACAAAAGGUAGCAGUUUAGGAGAAAUCCGUUCACCCAAUGCAAUAGCUGUUCUUAAUAGUGGGCGAAUUGUGGUUGUCGAUCAAGGUAACCACCGUUUACAGAUUUUUGAGUAAACUAGAAGAGACAUUUUCAACUGAAUGUCGGGGUUGCUUUGUUCUUGCUCAGAAAAGUCGCAGCAGGAUCUCAACCAAUCAGAUGCAAAACUAAAACCAAUCCAAACUUGGUCGACGCGUUUACCCUUCGAGUGCCUGUUUUUACCGAUAUCUUCCCGCGCU